This is a messenger RNA of Centruroides sculpturatus (bark scorpion), 2738 nucleotides long. Its product is annotated as solute carrier family 13 member 5-like. Gene Ontology annotation, biological process: citrate transport; monoatomic anion transmembrane transport. Bases 32 to 1924 code for a protein of 630 amino acids. The transcript has 15 exons. Lineage: Eukaryota; Metazoa; Arthropoda; Arachnida; Scorpiones; Buthidae. Gene Ontology annotation, cellular component: membrane. Gene Ontology annotation, molecular function: succinate transmembrane transporter activity; citrate transmembrane transporter activity. The record is from RefSeq and is a predicted model, not a curated record.
UCGAUCGGUCGCAUUGCGCUUCCUGGAAUGGAUGCAAUCCUGCGGAGGAUACUCUAUCUUUCGAGCCUGGAGGAAAAGAUCUCUGUUAUUGCUGGCACCCAUCUUGCUGCUUCCUCUUCCCUUCCAUUACGGAACUCAAGCAUCCAAAUGCGGUUACGUCGUACUGUUAAUGGCAGUAUAUUGGAUGACUGAAGCUCUCCCUCUACCCGUCACCGGUCUAUUACCCAUUGUUCUGUUACCUUCUUUGGGAAUCGUAGAUACAACAAACGUCUGUUCAGCCUACAUGAAUGAAGCCAUUAUGAUCGGUGUGGGAAGCAUUUUAGUAGCAGUGGCUGUAGAACAAUGCCGGCUUCACGAAAGAGUAGCCUUAUUAGUGUUGAGAAAAAUUGGAACCACUCCUAAAAGACUUUUGGUAGGUUUCAUGAUCUCGUCUAUGUUCAUUUCCAUGUGGAUUGGACCCACUCCAGUCAUGGCCAUGAUGAUGCCAAUCGUUAAGUCGGUUUUGGAUCAACUAAAAAUCAUCGAUUCGCAGAAAAUCGAGAUGGAAGAUAAAUCUUCAUCUGUCUCGGAUCAUUAUCAGAUACAACCCGGUGAAGAAAAGGAAAAGGUUAUAAGUAGUCAGGAAGAAAAUGUAGAGAGCGAUCUUCUGAAGAAAGUUCUAUUGCUGGCUCUUUGUUAUUCCACCAACAUCGGAGGUACGGGAACCAUUCCAGCCACGGCACCUAAUUUAGUGUUUAAAACCGUCAUGGACAGUUUUUAUCCAGAUUACGAAGGAAUGACCUUCACUUCUUGGAUGUUAUUCAAUUUACCAGGAAUGCUGAUCAAUGCCACAUUAAUAUGGAUAUUUCUGGUUCUCGUUUACGUAAGGAAAAUAAAAUCUCAAGCAGACAAGUUACAAGUAAAGAAAUUCUUAGACGAAAAGUAUUACGAGCUCGGAAGAUUAAGGUUUCAAGAGACGGCAGUUCUAAUUUUAUUUAUAAUCUUGGCAAUUCUUUGGUUGUUCCGUGAUCCGGAAUUUAUGAGUGGAUGGGACAAACUAAUGCCUGGACCCGCGAAGGUGACGGAUGCCACUUCGACUUUAGCGGUGGCAGUUUUAUUGUUUGUUAUUCCGUCAGAACCCAAACUUCGUUCCACCAGUCCUUCGCUAUUACAGNGGACGGCGGAAAGCCAGUUUUCCAUAGAAAGACCUUCAGGGAGGCAUUCCCCUUGGCGGAUGGCACAAUUGUCGCGUUACCAUAAGAAAAUAAACCAAACACGGGUACCCGUUCAAGUGAAUGGUCUCAACACCAAACCCGAGAUUAGUACCAUGAAGGUGACGGAUGCCACUUCGACUUUAGCGGUGGCAGUUUUAUUGUUUGUUAUUCCGUCAGAACCCAAACUUCGUUCCACCAGUCCUUCGCUAUUACAGUGGAAGACCGCUCAAGAGAAAGUACCUUGGGGAGUUUUCAUACUUCUGGGUGGAGGAUUCGCUCUGGCAGAAGGUGCAAAAGAUUCUGGCUUUUCCGAUUGGCUAAGCCGAAAUUUAUCGAAAUUGAGUGAUUUCUCUGCACCCGUUUUAUGCUUAGUAUUGUGUCUGGUGGUCCUAUCUCUUAUUGAAGUUUCGGGAAACACUGCUACGGCCACUGUCCUCUUCCCAGUCAUUGCCAGAAUGGCUGCCAUUCGAAGGAUUCAUCCACUGUAUCUGACGUUGCCCACCGCAAUUUGUUCUUCUUUUGCAUUCAUCUUUCCGGUUGCUUCUGCUCCUAAUGCUAUCAUAUACGAAAACUUUAAAUUAAAAAUUAAAGAAAUGAUAAUACCAGGAUUGUUGGCGAAAAUCAUCUGUUUGGCAGUCACGUUUCUGAUGAUAAACACAUUGGGGAGCGCCAUGUUUAAAACCGAUACCUUUCCCGAAUGGGCUAACAAUUCAUUGACAGACCCUUCUUGAGAGCAGCUUCCAUUUUAUAUAUUAUUCUCUUAUAAAAACUAUAACUUAUUCUAUCGUAUUUAUUGUUCUCUCUGAUCUUUUAUAUAAUAAAUAUAUUUGGAAAAAUUGAAUUAUGUGUCGUCAUUUAAUUAACGUACUCCAAAGUAACGAGUGGUUUACAUUCUUUCUUCUCAAUUAGAUACACGUGCAAUUGAAUAUAAUUUAAAUUUUUUUAUUAUAAUUUUUUAAAUUACGUCACAAUUCUUUGACACGACAAAAAUACCAGGGUUUGAUUGACACGUCAUACACUAUCGUUCUUUAUUAUUUAUAACGAGAUCGAUGUUACCGUUCCCCGGGACGUAGACCCAGAGGUUAGAUUUUUGGGUGUUGUGGAACGUGGUUCUUUAUAGUGCACGUGAAUGAAAUCUUUGGUGAUUGGAUGCGAAGAACGUGUCGUUGUUUGAACUGUGUGUUUUAGCGUGAGGGAUGUUGUUGUUUCUGUGCGUGGAUGUGAAUUAGUAAACUGAUGUAAGUACAAGAGGAAAUAAAAAACCUUUUGCCUUCUUAUACUAUGUUAGUAAAUUGAAACUAAAACCAUAAAUUUAAAUGAUACUUCAGAAAUAGCAAAGGAAAAAGUCGUUCACAUCUCUUGCGAAGCGACGCUUUUUAUUUUGCAUCCUUGCCCAUACCGAACGAGAGGAUUCCACUCGUUGGAAAAGGGAGGAAUGAUCGAAACAUUCCUCCCCUCCCAGUGCGGUAAAGAUGAUGUCGUCAACAUGGAGACAUUUCAAUUUUCGGAACACGAAAUGCCUCCUCUCCUGAAUGCUGAACAGAA